Messenger RNA from Cucumis melo (muskmelon), 1168 nucleotides. RefSeq lists its product as uncharacterized. The transcript has 9 exons. The coding region runs from base 119 to 955 and encodes 278 amino acids. The record is from RefSeq and is a predicted model, not a curated record. NCBI's taxonomy places the organism in Eukaryota, Viridiplantae, Streptophyta, Magnoliopsida, Cucurbitales, Cucurbitaceae.
CCUGGUAGUUCUAAAAUUAAGAAAUGGCCCUCACUGUCUUCGGAGUUUUUUUCUAGUUUCCUCCUCUCGGAAUCGAUUGCGUUUCAAUUCAGCUGGUGGAGGUUUCAUUACAUCGACGAUGGGAAGGCGAUCCAUAAGGGUUGCACUUCUCGUCUUUUCUCUUCUUCUUUCUUUGCGACCCCACACAGUUUCUUCCACUCUUCCUCUUCAAUCAUUGAAUCAGGGUUCUAAUUCUGCCAGUGGAAGUACUCCGAAGCAGGACUGGAACAAUGCUCAUGAGGUACAUUGCUCGAGAGAAAGGAGUAGGGCGGCAUGGAAAGUAAUUGAGGAGUAUCUAAUGCCCUUCGUGGAAAAAAAGAAAUACGAGAUUUCUACUAAGUGCAGGCUUCACCCUGAUAACGACAUGUUCAGAGAUCAAGAACAGCACAAGAGCCAUCUAGAUUUUAAUGACUGGAAGUGUGGAUAUUGUAGAAAAAGAUUCUACGAAGAAAAGUAUAUCGAUCAGCAUUUUGACAAUCGACACUAUAAUUUGCUCAAUGUGAGUCGAAAUAGAUGCUUGGCCGAUCUCUGUGGUGCAUUGCACUGUGACCAUGUGAUUGAUGCAGUAUCACAGAAAAGUAAAUGCAAUCCUGCUGCUGCCGCAAGAAAUAAACAUAUGUGUGAGGGUCUUGCUGACAGCUGUUUUCCUGUCGAUGAGGGAGCUUUGGCCAGCCAUCUUCAUGAAUUCUUCCUGCGCCAGUUCUGUGAUGCACACACAUGUAGCGGAAAGCCAAAACCUUUCUCCAGAGGUCGACAGGUUCGGACGAGUGUGUUCUACAUUGUUAUUUCAGUUUUGACAAUCCUUUUUGUUAUGUUUUUCUAUGUCUUCUUUUACUUGUAUAACAGGGGAAUGAGAACUCGACCACAGGUGCUGAAGCGUCUCUCACAAAGUGGAAGAAAGAAAAAACCUUCUUAGAUAGAACCUUUUUGCUCAUUCAAUAUGUUGAUUUAUUUUCAACACAUUGUUAAGAGGAAGAGUGAGAGGGCAAAGCUUAUUCGUUUACUCGGUUUCCUUUCAUCUGUACCUAUAGAAUUCUCAAUACAGAUUCAAGUCCUAGAGAUGAAUGGGAUCUUGUGUAUCAUAACAUUUGUUUGAGAAAUAUCAACCAUUUCAUCAAGGUUAACUUCA